Dioszegia hungarica is the source of this 519-nucleotide messenger RNA. RefSeq names its product 60S ribosomal protein L20. The transcript is spliced from 4 exons. Gene Ontology annotation, biological process: translation. NCBI's taxonomy places the organism in Eukaryota, Fungi, Basidiomycota, Tremellomycetes, Tremellales, Bulleribasidiaceae. The record is from RefSeq and is a predicted model, not a curated record. Gene Ontology annotation, cellular component: ribosome; cytosolic large ribosomal subunit. Gene Ontology annotation, molecular function: structural constituent of ribosome. The coding region runs from base 1 to 519 and encodes 172 amino acids.
AUGGGCCGAUUCACCGAAUACUCCGUCGUGGGCCGGAAGCUCCCCACCGAGGCUGAGGCUACGCCGAAGCUCUACCGGAUGAGGAUCUUUGCACCCAACGAUGUGGUCGCCAAGUCCCGGUUCUGGUACUACCUCCGUCAGCUCAAGAAGGUGAAGAAGGCGAACGGAGAGAUUGUGGCUUUGAACGUCAUCCACGAGAGGAGGCCGUUGAAGGUCAAGAACUUUGCUAUCUGGUUGAGGUACGACUCGCGUUCCGGCACGCACAACAUGGUCAAGGAGUUCCGUGCCCUCUCCCGCGCCGAGGCUGUCGAGUCCAUGUACCAGGACAUGGCCGCCCGCCACCGUGCCCGUUUCAGGAAUGUCCAAAUCCUCCGUGUCGCCGAGAUCGCCAAGAAGGACGAGGUCAGACGGCCAUACAUCAAGCAGCUCAUGGAGCCCGGACUCAAGUUCCCCCUUCCCCACCGUCGCACCACCUCCAAGGGCUGGUUCGCCGCGUCCCGACCUGCUACUUGGGCUUAG